AUGUGGCCAAAUUUUGUGAGAGUGGCGCUACGGCUGCUGCUGCUGCAGCUGCCCAUUGGUGGUCAAGGCAUAGUCAAUCCGUCGAAUGAGUCAGCCAAUAUGGUUAUUUAUAUGCUGCCCGCGAACGACGUCGGCCCGCGCACUUGGCAGGUGGGCGUCGAUUGCCUGGACAGCUUCUCGCAAAUCUUCUUCUACCGAAAUCCGCUCGAGCGCUUCACGCGCUCCUACAAUCUGAUGCUGACAAAUGUGUUCAACAUGUCCCUGCCCGCAGACCUCAUACAGCAGGGAUUUAGUGAGCGCAUCAACGAGGUCAUCAGCGACCCAACGCCGCAACCCGAGAGGCAGUUCUUCCAGUUGCGCGUCAUCUCAGAUCACUUUGACCGCACAAAGUUCUUCGGAGAGCUGCUGCUGGCGGACAACUAUGUGAUUGUCGUGGACAGCGUGGAGCGUUUGCACAAGCUGAUGAGCCACCAUGUGAGCAAGAGUCGCUCGUGGAAUCCUGGUGCACGCUUCCUGGUGCUCUUCAACAAUGUCCAGAUGCGGGACAAGCCCUGGACAGUCGCUUCAAAGAUCUUCAACGAUCUGAUGAGCAACUUCUAUGUGCACCGCGUAGCGCUCAUCUUCUCCAACUCGUCCUCAAACUACAAUCUUCUGGUGAACGACUACUACAGCAAUGUGGACUGCCGCGUGCUCAGCGUCCAGAGCGUGGGCCAGUGCCAAGAGGGUCAAUUGUUUCCUUCGGCCCAUGCUGUGCACGUCGCCAUGUCGGACUACAUAAGUGGCUUCAGCCCGCGGAACUGCACCUUCUACGUGUGCGCUGCCAUCGCGGCGCCCUUCGUCGAGGAGGACUGCAUCGUGGGCAUCGAGAUGCGAAUUCUGGGCUUUAUGCGCAAUCGCUUGCAGUUCCUGGUAAAUCAAACGUGCACUCGGGACACCCGAGGCGAGGUGGAUGAGGUGGGCAAAUGGAAUGGUCUGCUAGGCAAAUUGGAGGAUGGUGAAUGCGACUUUAUCAUGGGCGGCUUCUACCCGGACAACGAGGUGGUGGGCAUAUUCUGGGGCAGCGACAGCUACUUGCAGGACGCGCACACCUGGUUCAUCAAGUUGGCGGACCGCCGACCUGCCUGGCAGGCCAUGGUCGGUAUCUUCAGGCCGUACACUUGGGUCUGCUUCCUGCUGAUGCUGGUGCUGAGCUGGCUGUGCUGGUACGCGCUGGUGUCUCUCUUGCCAGAGCCGCCGUUCUUCCAGCCGCUCAGCUUGACCGGCAUCAAUGCUUUGGCUGUGUCCAUUGGCACGGCCGUGCAGGAGCGGCCCGUGUGCGAGGCGACGCGCGUCUUCUUCAUAAUGCUGACACUAUACGGAAUCAAUGUAGUGGCCAUAUACACCUCGAAGAUGAUAUCCACGUUCCAGGACCCAGGCCAUCUGCACCAGAUGGACACUCUGCAGGAGGUGGUGGCAGCCGGCAUACCCUUCGGCGGCGAGGAGGAGAGCCGCGACUGGUUCGAAAACGAGGACGACAUUUGGAUAUUCAAGGAGUACAAUUCCUCCACUGAGUUCAGGCCGCGCACCCAGAACCUGAGGUAUGUGGAGCAGGGCAAGCGCUGCAUACUGAGCAGCCGCAUGUACAUCAUGCAGAAUCUGUACGCGGACGACAUCUAUGCCUUUCCCCAGAACGUCUUCAUCAGCCCCAUGCAGCUGAUCAUGAAGGCGGGCUUCCCAUUUCUGUACGAAAUGAAUAUGAUCAUACGCUAUAUGCGCGACGUGGGCAUCAUACAGAAGAUCGACUCGGACUUCCGCUUCAACAACACCUAUUUGAAUCGCAUUUCGAAGAUGCGUCCCGACUUCGCAGCGACUGUCAUCGUCUUGACGACGGAACAUCUGAAAGGUCCUUUUGGCAUCCUGAUCGUGGGCAUCUGCAGCGCCACGCUGACAUUCCUCGGCGAGCUGCUCUGUGGCUUUAGAUGCCAUAGACGUCGGAAGGGACGUGGCAAGCGACGCAGCAAGUGGCAUAAGGAACGCCAGCAGUUGCAGAAGGCGGUGGCUCCGGUGGUGCGCUUUACGCCCGUUAAGCGACGCAAAGUCCUCUAAGUAGCUGUCCAGGCAGACACAACAA
Molecule: messenger RNA, 2110 nt
Organism: Drosophila hydei
Lineage: Eukaryota; Metazoa; Arthropoda; Insecta; Diptera; Drosophilidae
Gene: Ir60a
Exons: 2
Coding region: 1-2085 (694 amino acids)
Source: RefSeq, a predicted model, not a curated record